Molecule: messenger RNA, 16181 nt
Organism: Caenorhabditis auriculariae
Lineage: Eukaryota; Metazoa; Nematoda; Chromadorea; Rhabditida; Rhabditidae
Source: the annotation of a GenBank genome assembly
AUGAGCGCCAAGCUCUAUUCGAGGCCCGGUGUUUUCGCGUGGAGCCCACGGGGCAACGAUUCCAAGGUGGGAUUUCAAUAAUUAUUGUAUUUUUUUUUUUCCUUAAUCACUCUUUUUACUUUUAAAGGAUCACGAGUAGGACUUUGAAAAGAUCUCAGCCCAAAAAGCUAACGUUAUUCAGUUUUUUUGAGGCUCUUAUCCGAUUUUUCUCAAUAUUUUUCAAUUGGAAUUACAAAGAAAAAUGCAUUUUAGUGUUUUAAACGAUUUUUUGUACCUUGUAAAAACUUGGUUUUUUUAAAUAGAGUUUUUUUGGCCUAAUCGCCUUCAAAACACCCCGAAAAUUUCGUUUCUACUUGAUUAAAAAAAUUUUUUUUUCUAGGUAUUCCCUCGCUUUCUUCAGAUUUUUUUACUCAGUAUUUUGCAGAUUUUGACUAGAUUCAUAAGCUCAGAAGUUAUUUUUAAUUCAUUUAUUUGUAAAAAAAAAUCUUCCAAUGGUAUAGAAAAUGUUUUUCCCAGAUUUUUGAACCUUUUUUGAGCUUCACAUAGAGCUUUUUCAGUUCAUCCUCUUGAAUUUAUGAAUUCAGGGCCUGAUCGUUGCCGACUUUGCACAGUACUUUGACGCGAACGCCGGAAAUGUACAGCCAAAGAUCGAAUUUCUGUCCUCUUCGGAUCUUUUCGGCAAAGUCGAGCUCAGUCCGACCGCUUCGGUGAACACCAACUACAGGUAGGAUGUUUUGGAAGUUUUAUUGAUGUUAUUUGAAAAAAAAAAAUCUGUUUUUGCGUUUAGGCAGAGUUGGACAGUAAAGAAAAAUAAGAGAGAUCUUUUAGACCCUGAAAGACCCAAAAAAAGACCUCAAAAAAAUUAAAAAAACUAUUUUUGUAUGGGAAAGGUCAAAGAGAAUGUGUUGAAAAAGGUUAUGAAAGGUAAAAAAAUGAAUCAGAAAAAAAUUUUUUUAAAAAGACUUUUUUUCAAACUUUUUGAGGUUUUUCCCAGACUUCUCCUUGUUUCUUUUCAACUAUAAAGUAUUUUUUUAAAGAUUUUCUAUGCGUUUAAUUUUUUUAUUUUUUUCAUUUCUUAUAAAUGCGGUGAAAAAGUAUCGAAAAACGGUUUUUCCCUUUUCGAGAAAAUUAUUUAAUGAAAAAAAGAUCUUUCUACACGUUUUAGGUAUACUAAAAAAACUACGUAACUUCCUUUUUUUUUGAAGUUAGGUUAUUUUUUGAAAAGGUUUCGCUUUUUGAAAUUUGAGGAAAAAGAUGGUUUUCGUAAAAAUAUUUGUUGGAGUUGUUUCUAUUUUUUUCGGAGUUGUUUCUUUUGGAGUUGUGCCGUGUUUUAGAAAAGUAUAUAUUUGAAAAAAAACAUUUUUCAUUAUUUUCCAUGUUCGAUUUGAAGGUUCAACGAGCUCUGCUGGGCAAAUUCUGGCGGCGACCAACAUCUAGGCGGAAUUGUAGCCGGUGGAACUGAAGACGGAACCGUCGUCUUUUUCGAUGCUUUCGCUUUGAUCAACGGUUUGUUUGAAGGAAAAUUUAGAAACAAUAUUCUGAGCUGUUGUAAGUGUGUUAAGAAAAAAAGAAAAAUCUCAUUCUUCAAAAACGUAAAUUGGAACAAUCUUUCUAUGCAAAAGAAUUUAUUAAUGAAAAUUUUUAUGGGCUUUUCUAGGUUUUUUCAGCUCGUUUCAAUACACUUGUGUUUUUGCCCCCUGUCUAUACUAUUUAUUGAUUUUUUUCUCGAGAAAUUGGUUAAAGAGAAAUUCAAAAAGUUUGCUAAUUUUUUUAGUUUUUUUGAUAUGAAGUUUUGUAUAAAUGCAGCGAAUUUCGAAUACAUCGGAACAAUUUAACAGGAGAAAAAAGUUUUUUUUGAUUUUAAGAUUUUUUUCUGUGCUUUUGAUCGGAAGAUAAAGUUUAUGUUUUUUCAAAAAAAAUUCAGAACUUGAGGAUUUUUCAGGUGCACUAUUUCAGAUCAAAUCUUUCACAUCAGAACAAUACAUCAUUUUCAACAAUUUUUAUACAGUUCUGAUCAAUUUUUCUUUUUCCAGAAUCGAAAUUGGAAAUAAUUUCGGCAAGACGAGAUCACCACGGCCACGUUUUGAGUGUCGAUUCGUCGGCUGAUGGAAGGUUGAAAAUCACUAUUUUUUUGAAAAAAAGCAGGGAAGAAACAGGAUUUUUUUGACUGCUAGAAAGUUGAGAAUGGUUCUCAAAAUUUAUUACAGAAAAAAAUACUGAAAGGAAUGAAAAAAAUGGUCAAAUAUCCAAAUUUUUAAGAACUGGUUCAUUAAUUUAACAAUUUUCCUCAACUUUUUAAAAAUUAAAAAAAUUUAAAAAAAUAUUUGAAAUUUCAUUUCUAAUUUUUUUCGAUGUAGUGAUUCCUUAUAAGGAGUUAAUUUUAAGAGAAAAUUGAUUGUGAACGUUUAAAAAAACAAAUUAUUUUCCAAAAAGUUCCGUCGAGCUUUCGAUUUUUUUCUUUCUGUACGUUCUUAUGGAUUUUGGAAGAUUUUAUUUUUGAAAAAAAUAAUUUUUUUCGAUUCAUUCUCUGUGUUUUUUUGCAAUUUUUUUAGUGUUGUCGAUUUCUAAAAUUUCUUGUCGAACAGCAGAAAUUAUAAGUUUUCAUUUGAAGAUGGGUAACUAGCGGCGCCGGUUCCGGACAGCUCUUAUUAUGGGAUUUGGCGAAUUUGGCAUCUCCUUAUUCGCCAGGAGUUGCCAAUUUUCAGGAUCAAGUAAGACUGAAGAAAAAUAUUGACAGUUUAAGUUUGACAAUAGGUGAAAGUGAUCCGUUGGUGUGGAAAGGUUGACACGAUUUUCGCCUCGGCUUCGGCUCAUCGCGUCAGUGUUUGGGACAUCCGAAGACACGGGGCUCCGAUUCUGGAGUUUGCUGAGGUUAAUCGAUCGGUUUCAGGGAUUAGAGAGGUUCCAAAAAUUAAAAAAAGAAGUUAUAUUCGUGGAAAUUCCGAAGACAUUUCGCUCUUCUUUUAGAGUUUGCUGAAGUAACUUGACGAAGUUCAGGGAAAAAAACACGGAACUUUUUAAGAAAGGCCAAAGAUAACUAUGUCUUUGAAAAAUCCGGAGAUAUGAAACUCGGAUUUCGGAGUUUUCUGAGUAAAAUCGACCUGAUUUCGCAAAUUUUUGAACCGGUCAUAAGAGAAUCUAAAGAAAACUUUACAUUUCAAAUUCCGGAACCAAGAAGCUUCGAUUUUGAACCUUCUUGUAGAGGUAAAUCGAUCGGUUUCAGGGUUUAGAGUAGUUCAAAAAAAUAUUUUUUUUAAAUUUUCAUAUUUAGAAAUUCAGAAGACAUUUUGCUGAUGUAAAUUGACGAGGUAAGGGCGAAAAAUCCCGGAUUAAAAAAAUCAUGAAAUUCGAUGCUCGAAAAAAAGAGUUUAUUUUUUUUGAAAUUUUUUUCCUGACUCUCCAAAUUUUAGUUGUUUUUUUCAUUCUCGGACGGCUAUUUUGAAUUUCGUGGAAUCAGUUUAUUUUCUUCAAAAAAAUUUUCACGAUUUUGUGUCAUUUCGGAAAUGAUGUUAAAGCUGAAAAAAAUAAAAGAAAGAAAUAAAGCUGAAAAAAAUUAAUAGGCUAGAUGGCCAAUUCUAACAAGUCAAACCAAUAUUUCGACGAUUUCUUUUUCUUUUUCCAACUUUUCUUAUUUGAUAGAAUCCCGGAUGCGAUUGGGCGACGCUGAGUUGGAAUCCGAAAAAUGCGAACACUUUGUUGGUCGGAAGCCAGUCGCAGACGAAUCCCGUCAUUCAGCUCUGGGAUCUGCGAUACGCGACUGCGCCCCUCAACGAAUUCAGACUCCAUCAGCGAGGAGUCACUUCUAUCGAUUGGUUUGUCAGAUUUUUCAUUUUCGAAUGGGUAGAGCUGCCGACGAGGUGCCCCGGGGCGACCCGGAGUUGAAAAAUGAUUAAAAAAAAUAGAAAAACAGGAUCAAAAAAUUAAGGAAAAAAAUAACCUUUUCGAUACAGCGGCUCUGGUGAUGGGAAAAUUUUAAAUUUUUUUUUUCAAUUUUUUCAAACUCAGACGUUAUCUGGCCGUUGAGGAAGCGUACCAAAAUGGUUAAUUAAAGUUUGAAGUUUUGAAGGCUUAAAAAAGGGUAACUAUCUAAUAUAAUUUAUAAGAUUAGGGUUUAUCAUGAUGGUUUUUGAAAGUUUUUCAUCAUGAAUUUUUUCAAAAGGGUUUUUUUUUCUGCAUUUUCAUUUCUCUCUCUCUCUUUUUUAAAGGUAGAAUUUAAAUUUUUAGAAUUAGUCUGCUCAGAAAUUGAAGUCAUCGCUCAAACUCCGCCCCUUAUGCGUAGAUCAAAUCACAGAGAAUUUUUGGGGGCAGAGUUUGCUGUUUGAAAUGUAAAAAAAAGAAAAGACUAUCAAAGUUGUUCUGACCGUGAAAAAAAUAAAAAUUUUUUUGAAAAAUCAUUUCAAAAAAAGUCUUCGGGCACGAUCUUGUACUAGUUUGCUUUAAAACUAAAUUAGGGAGCGUUUCUAAACAUUUGAAGCUUGAAAGUCAUUUUCUUCAUUAAUUUUAUUUGUCAGGCACACGGCUGAUGAUCGCUUGGCCAUGUCCGCCGGCUUGGAUGGCCAGAUUCUGAUCUGGAAUCCGGAGAAUGGACAGGUGCUUCGAAUUGUUACCUUUUUUCUGAAUUUGUAUUGAUAUUGACUGUUGUCAUACAUGUAGCUGAUUCACGGCUAGCUUGGGACGCAAAGGGGCGUGGCCUGUCUGCGCUGCUUUUUUCGUGUCGGGACCUUUUUUUCGAUGCUUCAAGCCAGGGGUCAAAAACGUUUCCUAUUGAGCUUUAAAACCUUUUUUUGUCGUUAUUUUCGUCGAUUUCCGUAGGUCAAACCCUCCUUCUAGCCUAAUUUAGUCCCUACACUUGCCCAUGUAAGACUGUUGUAGAUCCACGGAGGCCUCGGAAGCCUGCAAGGCGAUUGGAUCAAGGCGGUCCGCUGGAGCCGAGCUCAGCCGGCUCAACUCGCCGUUCAGUAUUUCCGCCAUCCGACCCAGAUCUGCUCUCUGGAUUCGCUCGGGACCCCGCAACAGGGGGUCAGUGGAGAGUUCAGAAAAAACGAACAAAAAAGAAUUUUUAAAUUCCUUUGUGAAAGCUUCUUAUUAUAUUAUAAAAAACAAUUUUUUAAUCAUUUUUAAGAGUUUUUUUUUUUGAAUUUUUUCUAUAUUUGUUAGUUGAAGCUUUUUUUUUAUAAACUAAAAAAAUAAUAUGUAGAGUUUUUUUUUGAACCUUCUUUUUAAUUUUUGUACUGGGUUAGCUAAAAAAAUCAAAUUUUUUUCCGGAACAAGAUCUUUUUGAAAAAGCAUUUGAAAGCGGUAACCGAAGGCAGUUGCAUUUUUUUGAUUUUUUUACUGUAAAAAAAUUUUUCUCGCUAUUUUAAGAAGCCUAUCUGGAUACCUGAAAGCGCGCUUUGAACAAGACGCUAGAAAAAUGAUGGUAUUUAAAAAAUAAAAAUCGAAAAAAUGAAUCAUGAACUUUUUUUCGUUGUUCAUCUUACUGAAAUUUUGGUUCAGGCUUGGUAGUUUUUCGAAAAUGAACUAUUUUUCGAGGAAGCUUGUAGGAAAUGACACGCUUUUAACGUUCACGUUACAUUUUUUCGGCCAAGUUUAAUUUUCUUUGAGAUGCUAUUCUGAAAAACCGUUUCUGCGAUAUUUCAAGAACACCUACCUGUAUAAACCUGCAAUAAAAAAUUCGAAAAAUAAAAUCUGAGACUUUUUUUUGUUUUUCAUUUUUUUAAUGUAACUUUGAGUGAGUUUUACAAUUUUUUUUCAAGAUGGAAGUUCUUGCCCCGAAAUUGUCGGAAUCUCUGGUGCCUUCCUGGAUUUCGGCUCCCACCGUUGGAUCCUCCCUGGCUAUGGGAUGUCGUCAUGUCACCCAUUGGAGAUCUUUUGAUAUUCCUUCUCAGAAAUUUGUCUUCAAUGUAGAGGUCGAAACGGUGAGAGCAUUAUAACUUUCACUUUCCAAUAGUUUUUCGAAUUUUUUCCGAACUGUGGAACGCCAUAGUGUUCUCUAUAGGGUUUAGGGAGAAAAAAGCCUCUAUAGGAGUAAAUUUUAGGUGGUCCCUUUAGGGGUCUUUUGUAGAUUUGAAAAAAAAACUUGAUAAAUUGAUCCUAUUUUUUUUUGAUUUAAGUCAAGCUAUUUUAUCGAAUUUUUGCAAUGAAAUGCUAUUUCUCAUAGCAUGUCCACUAGAGGGGCCACUAACUGAAAUUCCUGUAGGGGCCACUCUUGUAAGUAUUUUAGCUUUCAGAAAAUAUAAAUUGGGCCCUAGAGGGACCACAAGUUCCCAAGUGAAUAUUGUUUUUUUCUCUAUUUUAAAAUUCCUUAAGAUGAUAUAUAAUUGAAGAAACAUUUUUUUUUUUGAGUUUUUAAAUUUUAUCUAGUGAGUUGGGAGUUUAUUUCAGAUAUUUUUUCUUUUGUUUAUCUAAUAAAAACCUGAGAAAGUUUUUUUAUACCUUUUUUUAGGCGUUCGUGGAUGAGGAACUGCUGUCCACCAUUGAAACUUUCCAAAGGGCGCACGAAAAUAAUGGAUUGGACGGCUUUUACGAAGACAUGUUUGAUAUUCUAUCGGUCACAUCACUUUUGAUGGUUUGAGGGCGAUGACCACGAAAGACGAGGUCGACCAGCUCUCCUGGCUGUUCCUUUCUCAAGUGAAAAAUCAAAGCCGGUCCGGGUUGCUCAAGUUGUUGGGAUUCGGUAAUCGUUUUUUGAAAGUGUUGAAUCUUUUUUUUCCGAUUAGCUAAAUCAAAAGUUGAUAGCAGCUUAUCUUUUCAUUCAAAGCGGAAAGUUGUUUUUGAAAAUUUCGUUACUACGAGGUAAAAAAAAAAUUUUAGCCAGGAAAAUUCCGAAAACUGAGCCUUUUAUCUGUAAUCUAUCUAACAGUAUUUCAUUAAAGUUUUUUUCCUUCCGGAAAUUUUUCAAUUUUACUUUUUUUUCUCAGGAAAAAAGAAAAAUUAUUUCAGUGUUUUCAUAAAAAAUCUUAGAUAAUUAAUUUUUUUAACUUGGAAUUUCUUUAAAUUGAAUUUGAUAUUGAUUCUAGGAUCAUACGAGGCCUUGAAAAAUACAGUUUUCCUGGUCACUGUUUCCCUUUUAUCAUGACUAGAAAAUGAGAACUAGAAAUUCCUUGAACAUAUAAUAAUAAUAGAAUUUCAAUUUUUUUGAUAAAUUUAGGUGAACCGGAUACAACGACCGAAAGUACCUCGGAUGCGACGACUUCUAGUACCGAGGUCGAUUUUCGACCCUCACAGAAAAUAAAAUUAAUUUUUCAGAGAAGCGAAGUUUCGCCAACUUGUUCUACGUAUUCGGAUGAAAGGAAUUCGCCCUCUCUGGCCCUUACAGUUAAUCGCGUCGAUUUUUCUACUCUUGGUUCGUUUUUGAAUAAUUUCUGUCGAUUUUCGCAGAAAUUAGAAGAGAAAUGUAUAAAGUACACGGUUUGAAAAAAACAAAAAAAUAGAAGACUUAUAGUAACGGUUUGGCAAGAAGAUAGAAAACCCAAAAACAGUGACAUUUUUUAUAAUGGGUAAAAUUUUUUUAGAUUCCAUUUUUUUCCAGCUUUUUAAUCUAUAAAAAAAUCAUUUUAGGGGGUUUAUUGAUUUUUUUGGAGGAUUAUAAAAUUUAUUUUAGACAGGGAAAAAUAUUUUUUUCAUUAUAUUUUCUUGCUUUUUUUUCGGAUAAGACUGCAUUUGAUUUUUUUAAAAAUUCAUGUUUUUUUUAAGAGAUGAUUUUUGGGUUUUUUUAAUGGUUUUUUUGUAUUGUUUCGAUUGUUAAAAAUGUAACUUUUAAGAGAAAAAAAUCUUUUUCUUUGAACAUUCAUCGAAGAAAUAUUUAGAAAAAAAUGCAUGGAAACUUGAUGAGAGCACGUAAAACUUGUCUUAUGAUUCUGAUUGAUAGAACGUUAAAUAACCACGAAUUUUUCAAUUAUUUUACAAAUAAAAUUCAUAGAAAUGUUAGAAAACUUGAUGAGUCAGAUAAUUUGUUUUUAAUAAUGCCAUUACUUUUAAAGGUUUUUUUUUCAUUAAAUUUGUGUUGGGAAAUCAUAAUUUUAUUGCUUUUUAAAUUUUAUCACCAGGAAUUAAUUUCUUAGACAACUUACCAUUUUUUUUAAAGAAAUUAUUAAGAAAAUUGAUAAAAUUACCUAAAAUCUGAUGAGUUUUUUUCUUCAGGAUUUUUUUGUGGAAAAAAAUCGAAAGUUUUUUUGCUGAAAAUUUUUUUGAUGUGAAUAUUUAAAAUAAGCCAAAGGACACUUUAUCAUUGUCUUUUUUUCUCAAGAAGACGACGGCUGGAAGUUGCUGGACUGUUCUGUGAACGGGGACCACAAGAAAGUGAUCGAGGAGCUCUGCCGUCGGGGAUGCUAUUUCGAAGCGGCGUAUUAUUCGAUGCGAUACAAUUUGCAGCAUCAAGUCUUGCAAACUUAUCUGGAAAGUGUGUAUUAUUUUAUACCAGAAAAAAAUAUUCAUGACGAAAAAUUCCAGAGAUGGGCGGAGGUCUGCGCUUUUUUUAACGCUUUUAACGGCAAAAAAAUAUUUUUUUCACGUUUCGCGUUUCAUUUCUUCUUAAAAAAAUUUUAUAUUGAUUUUUUAAUCUAUCAAAGUUCCAAUAACAUCUUUUUAACCGGGUGAUUUUUGAGAAAAAAUUGAGUUCUUGGUAGCAUUUUCAAAAUUCAGUUUUGCCUAUCUUUGGAAGAUAGAGCUGAUUCAAGAGCUAAAUGGAAAAUGAUUUCAAAGAAAUUAUGAAAAAGGCUAUUAGAAUAAAACCUGACGACGUUUUUUCCAUGAAAAAUCUUUAAAAAAAAAGAAAGCAUAGAAGUUAUCAGGAAAGUAGUGAUUAGUUCGACAAAAUGGUUUUUUUCUGAAAAUUGAGAAAAAAAGAUGUUCAGAAGAACAUUUUUUUGGAAAGUUGAAGUUUUUUAUGUUUCUGAAGAUCCAAAAAGGUAGUUUUUUUUUUCUGAAAUGUCUCUUUUUAGGAGCUCACCGGUUAAAUUUUAGAUUUUAAAAAGAAACGUGGUUUCUAAUUUGUCAGAAAAGGGGGAGCUCAAGUGGAGAGAUUCAAAAUACUUCUAUCUAAGUUCAUGAAUUUUUUUUAUUAGCUUAGAUCCAGAAUCUGCCGAAAAACUUUACUUGGUUUUCCCAAAGUCUGGUCAGAAAGUUGUAUAUUUUUCUCGAGAAAUUUUUCAUUGACCAAAACUUUUCGUAGGCUCUCAACUACUCAAAAUCAGACUUCUGUUCAAAAUGUCCGAUUUUUCCAGGCGAUACGCCUACGGAUCCCCUUGGACGUCUCGCUCUCUUCCUGGGAGUCAGUGAGAAAACCAAGCGAACCGAGGGAAUCAAGACGAGAGCCAUCCAAUCGUUCCCCUUGACGCAGUGGAAAAGACUUCUCGCCCUGGUCUUUGCCAUGGAAUAUUCCUCGUUUUCCGUUCAGAACACUAUGAAGAAGAUUGGCCUACACUGGUUGACCACCGAAAGUUAGUGGAGGAAAAAAAAAAAGGGAAAAAUUCGAAGGUUAUAAUAGUAAUUUCGAAUUGAUAGAAAAACUAACUUGGAAAUCGAAUAUAGUAGUAUUUUUUUGAACAAUUUGAACAAAAAAAGUUAUUUAGAAAAAUGAAGUUAAAUCGAAAAAUAAUUGGGCUUAUGGUAAGUAGUAGUACUUUUUGCUGUUGAAGAAACUUGAAAAAUUUUAAAAUUUUAAAAUAUAUAAUCAAAAUACAAGUCUUCUUUGGGAGAGAAGAUAACUCAGAAAAAUUAGAAAGUCGAAAAAUUAAUAAAUGAACGAAAAAUUGAAAUCAAAAAAAUACAUUUUUUCAUGGGGCAUGCUGGAAAAAGUCGGUAGUUUCGGCCGCUUUUUUUCUUGUUUCCUAACUUUUUAAUUUCACAAAUUUUUGAGAAUUUUUUUCCGGCUUUAUAAAUUUUAACGGUUUCAAAGUUUUAAUUCUUUAUUUUAUGACGAGUUUUGAAGUCAGUUUUUGAAAAACUUUGGUCAUUAGAUUCGAAAAAAAUUCCUUUUUCCGAAUUUUUUUCCAUUUUCACCAAAAAUAAAUAAACGCGGACAUUGGUAACGCGAAACGGACGUGGUCCGGACUUUUCUAGGCGAUUCUAGGGAUCACUUAAGAGUGCGGAGGCUUCUAAAGUGGUCACUAGAAUUGCACACGUCCGAUUAGCGUCCCUUUUCACGUUACCAAGGUCGGAGAAGUUCUCAAAUCUGGAGAAAAAAACCAUUUUGCACACAACAUAUUUUGAUUUCAGGUCCAGUUAAAAAAAGUUGACAUGAAAUUUAUUGAACAAAAAAAUACAAGAUUUACUUUUUUUGGAACCCAAUAUUUGGUUUCAAAAAAAUGGUAUUUUUAAAAAAAGCUACCGAACCGACCGACUUCUCCAGCAUGAAUUCACAUUGAGUUCUUGAAACAAAUUUUUUUGAAAAAAAAUAUUUUUAAAACUAUUAGGAAACAGGAAGAUCAUUGAAAAUUUAAAAAAAAAAGGACCGGGAUGUGAAAAAUGAGGCAUUUUCGGAAAUUUUUAAUGAAAUCGAGCAUAUUUUUCAAACUUAAGUGGUAUUAAUUUGGCAGAAAUUUUAGGAAAAUUUUUCGGGUUUUCGAAAAAAUUGAAGCAAUUUAUACUGUUGGGAUGAGUGCUCGUUGAUAAAAAAGAGAGAUAUUGUAGAUUUUUUUGAGAGAAAAAUUCAAAAAUUUUUUUCGGUUUUUUCAAAUGAAAAGAAUGGAAUAUUCAAAGUAUUGACUUAAAACAUUGAUUUUUCGAAACCUGGGAGAAGUUUUUUUUAUCAGCUUAAGGGUCUUUUUUCAGGAAAAGAACUGGCCAUGUUGCCUUUUAUAAUCGCUAGCGAUGAAGAAAAUCUACUGGACGCCAAUCAACAUCUCCCACUUGGUUACUUUUUUUCGUAUCGUUCUUGUAACUUCAAUGAUUAUUUUCAGAGUCUCGAGUAUUCCAAGCACUUGGCUUGAAACUUUCACGAGUUCCGACCGCUUAUAUUGGCCCGAAAUUGGCUGGGGUUUGGAAAAAAUCAUCAAAAAUCGAAAUUGUAAGAUUUUCCAGGUUCUCCGUGAAUAUGCGCUUGUGCUGGCCAACAAUGGAAUCGUCGAAAGUGCGUGGAAAUUGGUCGCCGACUUUGGUGAUUGCCAAGAACAGGUAGGGAGUCGGUGGAUUGCGCGAUUGAAAAAAGAAAAAUAAAAUUUUUCUGUUAUCAUGGAGGAAUUGUCGAUUUUUACAGUUUUUCGAAUGUUUCCAAUGCCAAAAUCUAGCCCAUUUUUGUUACUUAAAAAGAUCUGACCUGUCUACGUUCUCUUCACUCGCACCACCGGGGUCGUAGCGCGAAAACAGGAUAUCGUCGUAAGAAAAAAAAAAGAGGAGGCAGAUAUAUCAGAAUUCAUCGAGUUUCGACGUUUUUGUACUUUAAAAAUUUCUUUUCUCACUUUCAGUCCGUCAAAAUUUUGCUAUCACUCUCUUUUUAAGGCCUAACUUUUGAUGAUAAGACUCAGAGGGAGAACGGCAUGCCGCAUUUGAAAAAAGAAACGGCAGACCAGCAAAUUAGUCUGGUCUCUCCAAGUUUACCGCGCUCCCUAAGCUGAUGCAUGCGCGCUGGCAUGCCGUUUCCUCCCCACGCCUGUUUAAGACGGCCGGUCGGAUUACGGUAGUCAAGAUAAGUUUUUUCGGUUUCAAAAUGAAAGCGUAUGUACUUUUUGUGGCGUACCUUAUCUUGUAACCACAAGAAGUAAGUCCUUAACAAGUUGCGAAAAAGAUAAAACAUUAAAAAAUCUCCAUGGCGCAAUAUUGACCGGAGGCCGUAGCAUUGUCUUAAACACGCCUGUCCCUGAGCAAGGAAUUUUUUGGGUCCGCGAAUAUUCGUAAGAGUAAGUUGUGCAUACACCAAUCUUGGAACCGCUCCCGAAAAGCCAGCUUUACGGGUUUUGCAUAUUCAUUUUAAACUCAAAAUAGGUUAAUUUGGAAUUACUUACGGCAUAAUCUCCAUUUUUUUUUUUUUGAACAAUCAAUAAUUCAAUCAUUCAUUUUUCUUAAUAUAAACUUUUUUUUAGGAGUUCCUGGAAACGCGAUACGCUCUGUGGCACGCCGCUGGCGGAAGAGAAUGCACGGGAACUUACUUACCACCGAACCCGUGGCAGCCAAAAACGGCCAAUACCAACACAGAAGCCACCACCAACACUGCCUCAGCCACCAGCACCUCGGCUGUCAGCAGCGAGGUGAGUGGAAAAAAAAAGGGGGGGGGGGGAAGCUCACUGGAACGCGUAGAAAUUCAAAAAAGGGCUUUUUCGACUUUACUGGUCUUUCAAGAUCAGUUUGAAAAUUAUCUGAGAACAAAGAAAAACAACGGGUUAGGUCGAUAUUGUGUAAUGAAGAAAAUUCAAUAGAUUAAAUGAAUAAGCUUUUGACAACUUAUUUUUAAUAAAAAUAUCUUUUUGAAGAGUUUCAUUUGUUGUGAGCGAGCAAGUCAAGAAAAAUGGCGCAUUUUUGAUUUUUCCCCCUGUUAAGAAAAGUUUUGAAAGCGCCUCGAUGAGCGAAUAAUUUUCCCUGGUGAGACUAUCCCCGGCGUUUUUGUUACUGGAAGAAAAUGCGAAACCAAAAACACGGUGGGCGGAUCCAAAAUAUCCGCCGUUCUCAGGUGAAUUCAUCAGAAAGGCAGAGAUUUCGGCUUUAAGGGCGUAAAUAACAGGGCAUAUUAAAGGCGCAGGCCGCCGUAUUGCCAGAGGUCUUUACGACGAAUCGAAAUUUUUCUACAUAAACGCGAUUUUCUGCGCGAAAGCGGUGCAGUGCAUGCACACGACACACGACAUUUUACGGAGAAAAAGGGGGCGUGGCGUCGUCGGAAAAACGCCGUGUAUGAUAAUUAUGGUUUCUUUGAAAGAUAGGUAGUUGGAAAAAAUACGGGAAAGUAAUUCAGUAGCCCACUUUGAAAAGUGGAACCUGAUCCGAAGUUAUAAAAGUAUAAGAGCAAUCUGAAAGGAGUUGAUUUGUAAAAAGCAGUACUUGAGAGAUUUCUUUAAGUUUGACCCGUAGAGAGUCGGUGGAGACGGUAAAAUCUAUGACAAGGAACUGUACAAACUAAAAAUCUGAUUCAGAGAGUCUCCCAAAGAACAGCCCCGGUCUACAGUCCUACCACGUCGAUCCCUCCGCCCCCACCUGGACCACGACAUUCUCUGACGUCACUCCCGACCCCGUCCAACCCUGGAUUAGUACCCAUGCCACCGUCGUCAAUGUUCUACCAGACUCCGUCUUGGGACCAUAAACCGGUAUAGUCUGUGUGCCACGACUUGAAAUUUCACGGAAAUUUCACUGCGCGCCUUUGCGAACCCUGGUCGCGCUUUUAAUUUUUUUUUUCAUUCAUUAAGGUACUCUGCUUUCAUGUGCUACCACAUCAAUAACAAUCAAUUAAAAGCGUGACCUAGAUUCCAGAGACGCUUCGCGAACGCACGCAGCGGAACAUCGGAAUGUCGUUCCGUGAAAUUUCAAGUCGUGGCAGACAGAAUAUAGUGAAGAAGAAAAAAUAACCAAAAAAAAAUGAAUGUUUAGCCUCCUCCCUCGCCGAGGAUGCCACCCCAAGCGCCGAUCGGACCAGUUACACCUGGAUGGAACGAUCCGCCGCCCAUGAUGGCGAAGAAAGUCGCUCCGCCGCCGGCUCCGGUCAUGCAGGUGCCUGGCAGGAAAAUGAUAAUAUUUUUUUCAACGAAAUUUAGUUGUAAGAGAAAAAAGCCUGGAAUAAGGAUAACUUCUUCUCAUUUUUUUUGGUUCUAUCCUGAUAUCAGGGAACUGUUUCCAAUGGCCUAUCCGUCCUAGAGCGUGACGGAUGUGGAUUUCCUUUUCCACUACCAACAUUUCUUAAACCCCUUGGUCGCAUCGGGGAUCGAACUUGUGAUCCUGUAAACCGAAAACUGGCACUUAACCUGUUGAGCUACGGCGCGCCGAAAUAAGGAUAGCGAUCUGCAUGUAUCUCCUUUUAAAGUCCACUUUUGAACGACCUCCCCCCUUUUUUGCUCUUUUUCGAUAAACUACAACGAAUGGAUGUACCCAUGAGAGAGUUCAUUCCAGAGAGAUACUCAGAAAGCGGAAGAGGGAGAGCCGCCAGAGAAAAAUAUUACCCUCGUUUCUCUGGCUUCUCUUCAGUCCGCCACUGUCUCUCGCUUCUCUUCUCUAGUAAAAUCUGAACGCAGAAACUUUGAACGUAAAAGUUAGAGCUUUUUUUCUUUUUUGAAGAUUCGUCUGCCAUAUAGAAGCUAGAAGAGUAUUUUGCCGCCUUCAGAAUGAAAAUCUAGACCUAAGUGAUUGGGAAAUUCUCAAAAAUCACUUAUAAAGUCUUUACAAGAAAGGGCUUUCGAAAUCCCAGGCAUGUCUAUUUUUCUAGUUUUUUUUAAAUUUCUCUUUCUCUUUUUUUUUAUCGGCAGGUUAGAGCUAGAUCAUCCAUAAUUUCUCGCUAAUUUAUCAAUUAUUGCUUUGGUCACUUUUUUUAGGAGAAAUUGAAGCGGAUUUACCGCCUUCAUGUGCGAAAAAAAUGGAACUUUUUCAUUCCACCUAAAAAUCCCAGAUCAACUUUAAUGAUUCAUUGAAGAUUUAUGAUAAUAUGGGCAUAAAUGAGAUUUUUUUUAUGAGGAAUGCCUAUAUAUUCAUUUUCUCUUUCCCUAACGAAAUAAAAAAAUCACCAAUUUAAGAAAAACAACUUUUCAGAUGCACUGGACGCCGCUGGAACCCUCGGCGACUGGAGCCUUCUCUCCAGUUAUGAACAACCGAGGGCCGCCUUCCCUGCAAGUCCCAUCCGUUUAUAACAGUCCCUCCACCGGACCUCCUUCCAACAAUACCAUAACCACGAGCUCUCCUUCGCCCGCCCAAAAAGCGCCUCUCGCCCCUCUUUCUCCCGAGGAUCAGUUAACGAUGGACCAGUUCUACCAACUCACGUCGGCUCUCUUGGCUGCCAGUCGUGCGCCGGUAAUAAAAGUGCUCAAAAGAGAUUUAUUUGUAUGAAAAAUUCAAGGCGACGGUCAACAAGGCGCAGGAGAUCCAGAAACGACUCCACGAAGAGCUGCAUCGGCGAUUUUCGGAGCAGAGGGUGAGGGGAAAAAAAAAGUUACUCAUGACAUCUCCAGAAGUUCAACAGUAAUUACAGGGGAAUACGGUUCUUUUAAAGAUAUAAUAUCGUUCAUAAAACGAAAAUUUUCAAAUUAGUAGAAACUCUUUUGAAAUAGUUUCUUAGCAUUUUCAAACAUCCAGCUCAAUUUUAAAGAUUUUCACAAGAGUUUACGUCAGUUUAAAGUGUUUGGGAGCUUCUAGGCUGAUUUUUAGGCUACAGCUCAAAUUGCGAAAAGUUUUGAAUUUAUUUAAUCGGUUUUGUAGAUUUUUACAACUUUUGUAACUUGCUUUUGGAAAUUUGGAGGACGUGUGCGUGUAUUCAGAAAGGAUUUUUUUCUUUUAUGUUUGAAGAAGUUUGGAAAACUUCGAAUUUUUCCAGCUUUCUCUGCCCACACGUUCGGCCUUGUAUUAUAUUGCCGACCACACAUCGAAAAAAACAAUUUCCAAGCUGCGCAGGCGGAUUUGGCAAAGUUGGCUCGAAGUGGUGGAGAUUUCGCUGAGGUUCGUACAUUCUCAAAAAAAAAGUUCCAGAAAAAAGUUUAGGAUAAAAGUUUUCAACCUGAAAUAAAAUCUUAUACUCUGGGUAAUAGUUAAAAAAUUUUGUAAAGCAAAAAUAAGACUAUAUUUUUUCAUCAAAAAUAUAUAGAAAAGUCGGUGGAAGUACUCCAAAACGUGGAAAAAAUGCUUUGAGAAUAAUUUCUUACUUAAAAAAAGUUUUAAAAGUGAGAAAAACGUCAAGAUAAAUGCUUUCGAAAUCGCUAAAAUUCUUCGACUUUUUUUGGAAAUUUUUUUAUAUUAAGACAUUUCAGUACAUAAAAAGCGCCACGGAAUCACAUUUUUUAAAUCAUAAUUUCCAUCAAAAAAAAAAAGCUAAACUUGGAAAACGAGAAGAAAUUUUUCAAGGCUGAUCGAUUCAAAAAUUUUUUUAUAUUUUGAGCUUAUUUUUUUCUUUUUUUCACUUUGUUGUUUUCUCCUCCGAUAAUUGUGUUCGUACACCAACUCUUCCACUUUUUGUAACAAUAAAACUCAUUUCUUAUUUUUUUGUUUUUUUCAGAUCUCCUCGUUUCUGCCGGCGCUCAAAUCGCUGUUUUUCACUUUAUUCGGCAAAUUUCCCAUCGUAA